Messenger RNA from Entrophospora candida, 642 nucleotides. The record is from the annotation of a GenBank genome assembly. Lineage: Eukaryota; Fungi; Glomeromycota; Glomeromycetes; Entrophosporales; Entrophosporaceae.
AUGAAUAUAUUGGAGGGACUUGCAAUCUCAUUAGAAAUACCUGAAUCAGAAGGCGGAAGAUUUUGGUUUAAAAGUAGACAUAGAUAUGAAAAGAAAUCAGGAAGUGUUUUAAGAGCGUUACAUUAUCCACCAUCAACUUUCUUCACCGAAAAUAUCAAAGAAAAAGACACUAGAGCUGGAAGUCAUUCAGAUUAUGGAUCUUUAACACUGCUAUUUCAAAAAGAUGUUGGUGGUUUAGAAAUAUAUUUGGGUGAUAGUAAUGACAAUAGUGGUGAUGGAGAUAAUGGAGAAGAAGAAUCCAAGUGGAUUUCAGCUCCAAUUAUACCAGGAUGUAUAAUAAUUAAUAUUGGAGAUUUAAUGAACUUUUGGACAAAAGGUUUAUUAAAAUCUACAAAACAUCGUGUAGUAUUUAAAAACAAUACAAUGAAUACAGAUAGAUAUAGCAUCGCCUAUUUCCUUCAUCCUGAAGAUGAUACUCAUUUAGAUCCAAUUCCGAGUAGAUUUAUUGAUAAUUCCACUAUUCCUAAUACCGAUAAUGUUGAAGGAGGGAAGAGUGAAAGAGUGGGAAAUGAUAGUAGUAAGAAAAUGACAGCUGGAGACUAUUUAAAAUAUAAAUUAGAUAUGACUCAUUUUACUUAUUAA